Suillus subalutaceus is the source of this 2370-nucleotide messenger RNA. RefSeq lists its product as uncharacterized. NCBI's taxonomy places the organism in Eukaryota, Fungi, Basidiomycota, Agaricomycetes, Boletales, Suillaceae. The record is from RefSeq and is a predicted model, not a curated record. Bases 1 to 2370 code for a protein of 789 amino acids. The transcript is spliced from 14 exons.
AUGGCCACCAUUAACCCUGCGCCUGCAGCAUCUGCUCAGCUCCCUGGCGAGUUCAAAACUGAAUAUCAUCCUCGCUCUGGUCGCCAGACACUCUUCCAACCUUUUGAUCAAUUUGGCAUCUCCCCAGAGGCGCAGGAUGUGCCUAUUGUUGACAAGGAACCAUGGCGUCCUUUCAGAUUGCAUGGGGACUUCGAAUUUUCCGAGAUCGCAAUCGAAGCUGCACUCAACAAGUCUCAAAUCAACACACUCCUCAGUCUCAUCACAUGCAUAUCUGAAGGCCAUGCUCAGAUAACUUUGAAGAAUGAAGCCGAUCUCUCGAAGGCAUGGGAUAAUGCUGCAGCUGAAUUAACACCAUUCUCAAAACACGAAGUUGCUGUGACAUACAAGAAGAAUGAGCAAGUGUAUGAAGUUCAUGCACAGCCUAUCUGGGACUGGGCACUUGAUUUAUUGGAUAACCCAUUGCUUGCACCUCACUUUGUCUGGGAUGCGUGUUGUGUUUACAAGCACAAUGGCGCGCAGUUCGAGCGUUUCUUCGAUGAACCGUGGACUGGAGAUAGGUGGUGGGAUAUUCAAUCUUCUCUUCCUGACAUCGACGGUGCUGUCCCGUUUUGUUUCAUUCUGUAUGCUGACAAGACAAAGUUAUCAUCCUUUGGUACAGUCAAGGGGUACCCAGUCGUGGUACGAUGCGCGAACUUACCUACGCAUAUUCGGAAUGGUGAGGCAUUUGGUGGUGGCCGCAUUGUCGGAUGGUUACCUAUCGUUCCUGAGGAUGCAGGUGAAGAAAGUAAACUUGGCUAUACAACACUGAAACAUGUUGUAUGGCAUGAAUUGUUCAAGAAACUCCUGGAACACGCUGCACAGUACUCAAAGACCGGGUAUUCGCACAAGUGCCACAACGACAUUUUGCAAUGGCUAUUUCCCGUCAUAUUAAUUCUUUCAGCUGACUACGAAGAACAAUCCAUAGGGGAAGCAAUGGAAGCGCUUCGUGUCUAUAAGCGCAGUAAAGCUCAAGGUGAGGAGCUACUGAAAGCUCUUGGAUUGCGGCCUGUUGAGAAUAUCUUUUGGAUCAUAUGGUAUUCGGAUCCACAUGAUGCGCUCAGCUUUGAUCGAUUACACUCAUUGCAUGGCAGCCUUUGGAAGCACCUUCUUGGUGAAUUGAAGAAAAUCCUCGCGUCGCUUGGACGUGAAGCCAAGGCAGCAUUUGAGAAGCUGAUUGAUGACUUCCCUCAAUGGCGCAACCUCAACCACUUCAAAUCUGCUAUCAAUAUCUCGUUUUCCGAUGGAAACAAGUUCCAGGACCUAUCUAAACAAACCUUAUAUGCAUGUUUGAAUCUUCUGACCCCCAGAACCUCCCCAGAGGGCCACCAGCUACUUCGUGUCAUCAGUACUUAUCUCCAGCUGGACAGUUUGAUUGGCCUCGAUGUACAUACUGAGGGCACACUUGCGGCAAUUGAAGCCGAACUCCUGAUUUUUGAUACGGAACUCAAGGCCUAUGUUACAUGUGCUGAAUCAUCCGACAUCGAGAAAUUGAAGCUCGACUGGAAUUUUCCAAAGACACACUUAUGGAAGCACAUUGCGCGUAAUUACAGUACACGUCCCAAUGAAAAGCUGCAUGGCCCCCUCAAGGACACCUACUACCAUCGAAUAAAUGGAAAGGAUGUUGCCAGGCAGAUUCUUCAUGUUGACCACCAUAAAUUUGCCCUGAUGCUCUUGAGGGAAUGUGUUGACGCAGUUGACGAAUACAACCGGUUGCAAGCGCUUGGAGAUGAUCUUCCUGACAAAGACCUUGGUGCACCAACACAGAAUCCUGUGUCAAUCCUUGAUCUUGAGAACCGCAGCACAGUGGAUCGCUCAUUUCAAGCUUUUCGGAGGAAGUUUACUGAAUUCAUCAACACCUCUCUGCCUACCGAUGGGCAUCAACUCACGAACUGGAUUACAUUUCCAGCUGAUUAUCAGAUUCAUGAACACUGCUAUCUCAAGGUCAAUUACGAGUCAAUGGUUGACUGGAAGCAAACCACUGAUCACCUCUGGUGCAACCCGCAAUUCCACAGGCUGCCGCGGUUUGACCACGCCCUUAUACAGCUUACAGCAGAUGAAACGAUCUUUAUGCUCUAUCUCGAACCUUGGUCUUUCGAGUUUGCCCUCAUUCAGCCUUACACUGCGAGAAUCAAUGGUUCUCGCAGAAUGGACCAUUUCUUCAAGCUCACUCGUGUGAAGGCCCUCCCUAGGGCAUCUUCAAUAUUCGUUCCACUCAGUUCUUUCAUUCGAGGUGCCGUUUUGGUUCCCGACGCUGAUCAUCAAGAUGAAUACCUCGUUGUCAACCACCUUGAUAGUGAUAUGUUUCUUCGAAUGAGGGCUCGGGCAUGGUAA